UUUCACCAGAACAGACAAGAAGAAACCCCACUUGACAGAAAAUCACAGUUGGGCCUAAUGGGUGUGAUUGGAAGUGACAAUCCAGAUAGAGCCACAACUUGCUAGAUUCCCUUGACCUUCCCUGCUCUUAUGUUUUUAAACCUUCCAUUCAAACAAACUCAAAUUCCAAGCUUACCAAAUUUAGUUUAAGGCUUUCAAGUUUCAACUACACCUAGAGACUUUUUUUUACGUACUUUUUCACUUAGCACUUAGCAGCAUCAAUGACAAUCAGCCUUCACAAUCACAGCUUCAAUAAGAUAGUAGUAAAGCUGUUCUUGUUGAUUUUAUUGUUGGACAGCACGAGUUCUUUACCACAUACAAAUGUGUCUAAUGGGUACUUGGUGAGCGAAAAGGAGUACCUGAAUUGGGUCAAACAAAUAGGUUCCUUCAAGCACUCUCUCUUCCAGAAAGCAACCAACAAGUUAACACCUUGCUCAACCAUAAGAGUAAACAAAAACUCGAAGUUAACUGGUAAUUUUGUUACAGUUCAAAAGGCUAUCAGUUCAAUACCAGUAGUCAAUAACUGUCGGGUGGUUAUUUCCAUCAGUGCAGGGAUUUACAGGGAAAAGGUCCUAAUUCCUGCGACUAUGGCAUACAUUACCCUGGAAGGUGCUGGUGCUGAUAACACCAUUAUUGAGUGGGACGACACAGCCGACCGAAUUGGACAAACUGGGCAUCCAUUGGGUACCUUUGGUUCUGCCACAUUUGCAGUUGAUGCUCCUUACUUCAUUGCAAAGAACAUCACCUUCAAGAAUAUAGCACCAUCGCCACCAUCAGGAGCUCUAGGCAAGCAAGCAGUGGCACUGCGGAUUUCAGCUGACACAGCAGCCUUCUUCAGUUGCAAAGUUAUAGGAGCACAAGACACUCUUUAUGAUCACAUAGGCAGACACUACUUUAAGGAUUGCUACAUUGAAGGCUCCGUCGAUUUCAUUUUCGGAAAUGGUCUCUCGUGCUAUAAGGAGUGCCAUUUAAAUGCCAUCACCAGUACCUAUGGAGCCUUGACUGCUCAAAAGAGAGAGAGCUUCCUUGAGGAAACUGGCUUCUCAUUUGUCAAUUGCAAGGUCACUGGAUCAGGUGCCCUUUACCUGGGAAGAGCUUGGGGCACAUUUUCUAGGGUAGUCUUUGCGUACACAUAUAUGGACAAGAUCAUCACUCCUAGAGGAUGGUAUGACUGGGGAGACAAAAACAGGGAAACGACCGUAUUUUAUGGACAAUACAAGUGUUGGGGACCAGGGGCUGAUUUCGGGGGCAGAGUUUCAUGGUCUAGGGAGCUCACUGCUGAGGAGGCUGAACCAUUUAUUUCACUUGGUUUUAUCAAUGGCCAGGACUGGCUCCCAAACUAGGGAUAAUUUCAAGUUAUCAACUGCACUUGGUACACCAUCAACGCCACGGUGCAACUCAAAAAUAUAUUUUAGUGAGUUACAACACAACACAUAUUCUCAUUCCCAACAGUUAAAUUGAAAAAAAAAGCAUGCAAGUAAAGCCGGCAUCUGCAGAGAUUCUUGUAUGGCACAUGUAGUGCAAGUAUUAUGCUAUUUCUCAUCCUCCUAAUUAGGAAAUAGAAUAAUAGUUUGCUACUAAAUUGAACUAUGCUAUUGGAAUUUAGCAUUCUCCUCAAAAAAUAUGUGCAUAGUUUUUGGUAAUAGCAUAAUAGUUUGCUACUAAACUAAACUAUGCUAUUGGAAUGACUAAUCUCAUUCCCCUUAUAUCAUGUAACCCUCAAUAUCGGAAGUUAAGUAGCAAACUGUUAUGCUAUUUCCAAAAACUUGAUGAGUUUUUCUUUCUUUUUUAUUCCUUUUUUUCCCAAGCAAAACAUUCACCCGGAAUAGUUGAACCGCAGUCUCCUCAGAAUUUUCAUUAGGCUAUAAGGUAUUGUACUACAAGUUGAAUGAUUAGAACCAUCAAAGUAGAAAG
This is a messenger RNA of Quercus robur (English oak), 1953 nucleotides long. Its product is annotated as probable pectinesterase 53. Gene Ontology annotation, biological process: cell wall modification. The transcript has 4 exons. Lineage: Eukaryota; Viridiplantae; Streptophyta; Magnoliopsida; Fagales; Fagaceae. Gene Ontology annotation, molecular function: pectinesterase activity. Bases 261 to 1382 code for a protein of 373 amino acids. The record is from RefSeq and is a predicted model, not a curated record.